This is a messenger RNA of Caenorhabditis briggsae, 1545 nucleotides long. Lineage: Eukaryota; Metazoa; Nematoda; Chromadorea; Rhabditida; Rhabditidae. Bases 1 to 1545 code for a protein of 514 amino acids. Gene Ontology annotation, cellular component: endoplasmic reticulum membrane. Gene Ontology annotation, molecular function: transmembrane transporter activity. The transcript is spliced from 7 exons. The record is from RefSeq and is a predicted model, not a curated record. Gene Ontology annotation, biological process: transmembrane transport.
AUGCCUCCUCGAAUAGGACCACGUGGCACUGAAAAUAAAGAUUUCCUGACAAGAGUAACCGGUCAAAAAUGGUCCAGAAACCAUUAUUUUGUGUUUUUCCAUACCUUCUUCAGUUUUGCCAUGAUUCAUGCCACUCGGAAAACGCUUGCCACAGUUAAACCCUCAAUCAUCCAUACCUGGACAUCGAAUUCUACCGGGCCACCAUUCAUGGAGUCUGAAGAACACGCUACGAGGUUUUUGGGACUUUUGGAUACUAGUUUUAUGAUAACUUAUGCAAUGGGAUUAUUCAUCAGUGGAACACUAGGAGAUCAUUUCAAUCCGAGGAAGAUGCUGAGCAUUGGAAUGGCCUGUUCUGCGUUUUCGGUUUUUUGCUUUGGAUUUCUGACAGAAACUUAUCACAUCUACUCUGCUCCAUUAUAUGUGUUUCUUUGGGUUCUAAAUGGAUUCUCUCAAUCUGUCGGAUGGCCAAUUGAAGUGGCAAUAAUGGGAAAUUGGUUUGGAAAGAAUGCGAGAGGAACAGUGAUGGGUGUAUGGUCAGCAUGUGGAAGUGUUGGAAAUAUUAUUGGAACUUUGAUAGCAAGUCAUGUAUUGGUAUUUGGGUAUCAGUAUCCCUUCCUCAUAAUCUGCUCUCUAUUGUUCAGUUACAGUAUCAUUGCAUACUUUCAAUUACCAUCAGCACCAUGGGAUCUGGAUUCUGGGUCUCAUCAUGAAUCAGAUUCAAAAGAGAAACUGGAACUCAAUCGACCUCCUCCAUUGGGAUUUUUCCGCACUUGGCUGAUCCCUGGAGUUAUUUCGUUUUCUCUUGCUUUCGCUUGUUUAAAGUUUGUCAACGAUGGAUUUUUCUUCUGGCUACCGUACUACUUACAUGACGGGCUGAACUGGCCGGAAACCUUUGCUGACGCCCUAUCCACGUGGUACGAUGUCGGUGGGAUCAUCGCCUCAAUAGUUGCUGGAGCAGCUUCGGAUAGAAUGAAAUCUAGGACUUCUUUGAUUUUCUACAUGCUUCUCGCAUCGUUUGUAUCACUUUAUGUUUAUUCUCGUUCGCCUGCUUCAUACACGUGGAACGCUUUCCUUCUUCUACUAGCUGGAUUUUUCGUUGGGGGUCCAUUGAACAUGAUUUCGAGUUCUGUUGUAGCAGAUUUGGGAAAAAGCGACAAGUUGAAAGGGAACUCAGAAGCACUGGCUACAGUAACCGGUAUAAUCGAUGGUACUGGAAGUUGUGGAUCUGCAGUGGGACAGUUUAUGAUUCCAAAUAUUCAACAUUGGUAUGGAUGGAAUGCAGUUUUCUAUGGAUUUAUGGCCAUGGUAAGUUAUAUUGAACUUCUUGAAAUGUACAAGUUUUCAUUUCAGAUGGCAUGCACUACAUUAUGCAUUGCGCCAGUUCUUAGAAAAGAACGUCGAAAACAACAGAGAAUGAAAUAUCGAGAAAAUAAAGCACUCCUGAAUUCCGAUUCCGAUAGUACAGAUUCAGAAGACGGUGUGUUUUUGAGUGACAAGACGACACGGAGGAAACAUCACGGGACACCUCAAUCUACAUUCAUUUAG